UUUAUUCUUCAUGGGAUAUUCUUAUCCGCCGAUCUGUCAAAAAAUGUAAAUGUAAGACUAUGAUUGAAGUUUAAGGUUUCUAACAUACGGUAAUGCAAUCGAAGCAAGUUAUCCGAUUUAGUCGGAAUAUUGGACGAAUGUAGAAAGAAACCUUUUAAGCGAUAUUGGAAAUAUACCAUUUAUUUUUUAAAUGCCAUUAUGGCUCUUCGUAAAGUAAAAGGAAAUUUUGAACGGAUGUUCGAUAAAAAUCUAACGGAUCUGGUACGCGGAAUUAGAAACAAUAAAGAAAAUGAGGCGAAGUAUAUCGCACAGUGCAUUGAAGAAAUUAAACAAGAAUUACGACAAGAUAAUGUUGCGGUUAAAGCAAAUGCUGUUGCGAAGCUAACAUAUCUUCAAAUGUUGGGAUAUGAUAUUAGUUGGGCUGGUUUCAAUAUAAUCGAAGUAAUGUCAUCUGCUAAGUUUACGUAUAAACGAAUUGGCUAUUUGGCAGCAAGUCAGAGUUUUCAUGCAGAUACUGAACUUUUGAUGUUAACUACCAAUAUGAUUCGCAAAGAUUUAAACAGUCAAAAUCAGUAUGAUGCUGGUUUGGCUUUAAGUGGUCUAUCUUGUUUUAUAACAUCAGAUCUUGCACGUGAUUUGGUUAAUGACAUCAUGACAUUAUUAACUUCUACCAAACCAUAUCUUCGCAAAAAAGCAGUGCUAAUGAUGUAUAAAGUUUUCUUGCGAUUUCCGGAAGCACUGAGGCCUGCAUUUCCCAGAUUGAAAGAAAAAUUGGAAGAUCCAGAUAGUGGUGUACAAAGUGCUGCUGUUAAUGUUGUUUGUGAAUUGGCAAGAAAAAAUCCAAAAAACUAUCUAAGUUUAGCACCUGUUUUUUUCAAACUUAUGACAACAUCUACAAAUAAUUGGAUGUUAAUAAAAAUCAUUAAGCUGUUUGGCGCAUUGACACCUCUAGAACCUAGGCUUGGCAAAAAAUUAAUAGAACCCCUUACAAAUUUGAUACACAGUACAUCAGCAAUGUCUCUGCUAUAUGAAUGUAUAAAUACAGUAAUUGCUGUAUUAAUUUCAAUUUCCUCUGGUAUGCCAAACCAUUCUGAUUCAAUCCAAUUAUGUGUUCAAAAAUUGAGAAUAUUGAUAGAGGAUUCUGAUCAGAACUUAAAGUACUUGGGACUGUUAGCAAUGUCAAAAAUUUUAAAGACUCAUCCUAAAAGUGUGCAAGCUCAUAAAGAUCUUAUAAUGCAAUGCUUAGAUGAUAAAGAUGAAAGUAUAAGAUUGCGUGCCUUGGAUUUAUUAUAUGGAAUGGUUUCAAAGAAGAAUUUAAUGGAGAUAGUUAGAAAAUUAAUGGUGCAUAUGGAUAAAGCAGAAGGCACUGCAUACAGAGAUGAAUUACUCUCGAAAAUUAUUCAGAUCUGUUCACAAAAUAAUUAUCAAUUUGUUACUUAUUUUGAAUGGUACAUAUCUGUAUUGGUUGAAUUAACACGAAUGGAAGGUACCAAACAUGGACCACUAGUAGCAACUCAAUUACUUGAUGUAGCAAUUCGUGUACAAGCUAUACGAAAAUAUGCGGUUCAACAAUGUGCCUUACUGCUAGAAAAUUCAUAUCUUCUAACAGGCCAACCAAGAGCAACAAUGUCUGAAGUUUUAUAUGCCGCUGCAUGGAUAUGUGGAGAGUUCUCUAGUGAACUCGAAGAUCCUCUAGCAACAUUACAAUCAAUGUUACGAUCACAAGCUUCUAGCUUACCAGGACAUAUUCAAGCUGUUUAUGUCCAUAAUAUCUUGAAACUUGCUACAGCAACAUUAUAUAAAGCUGAAAAAGACGGGGAUACUGAAACUAUGGAACAGAUUUAUGCACUACAAGAUAAAAUAGCAGAUUUUGUAUGCAGUGGGGACUUAGAGGUUCAAGAAAGAUCUAGUUCGACAUUGGUUUUAUUUGAAUGUUUGAAAGAAAAUCCUGGACUGGUACAAGAAUUGAUGGAAGCAUUUGAAGGAGAACUUAACCCUGUUGCUCCUAAAGCACAGAGAAAGGUGCCGAUUCCUGAGGAUCUAGAUCUGGACUCAUGGAUUAAUGAUCCUCCAUCUGAAAGCUCAGAUUCAGAAGACUUAGAUAUGAAUGAUAUAUUUAUUAAGACCGACAAAACAAGUGAUUCCUAUUCUAAGCGUGAAUUAAUUGAACCGUCAGCAGAAGAACUUCAGAAACGUCGCGAAGCGAGAAAAUUGGAACAACAAAAUAAUCCACACUAUUUAAAAGACACGUUUAAAAAUUCUGGUUCAUAUCAUAAUUCAUCAAGUAUUUACGAAGAAUUUGAAAACAUUCCUGUAGCAGAGCUGGAUAUUCCAAUUUCUUUGAAGAUUACAAACAAUCAUAAAAGGUAUAAAAUACAUGGCAAAAAGAAGAAGAAAUCCAAGAAAAAUAAAAAAGUCACUUCAGAAGAUGAACAAGAUGAUAGUUUUCCGACCCAAAUGGUAAACACUGGAAUAGGUGAACUUCCUCCGGGAGCAGAACUAAGUGAUAGCGAUGACUAUGAUCAAGUCGAUGUAAAUGAUCCACAUAGAGCCUUAAAUAUUGACUUAGAUUUACCCUUGAGAGAUGAUGAAAGGCUACCUGUUCUGGAACAUAGGAUUAUUGAAAAUAAUUUGACUCAUGAUCCUGUUAAAAGUAAAGGGAAAAAGAAAGAACAGGGAUACAAAAAAUCUAAAAAAAAAGUUAAAGAAGCUAAAGUAGUUAAAGAGAGACGUCAUGACAAUCAAUUGGAAAUAACUGAUAUGUGGCUAGAAGAUAGUGCUCCGUCAGAUAAAAUUCAAUCUCCUAUUGUUAAUGAAUAUACUGAAGUAUUCAGUGAAAAAGAAUCGGAACAAAAGGAUAUUAGACGUAAAAAAUCGAAAAGCCAAGACAAAAGUAAGAAAACGGAUGAAGAUUCAAAGCAUCGAAAGUCGAAGAAAUCUAAAAGUAAAAAAGAGAAAAAGUCUGCAGAUUACGAAGAAACUGCUGGAAUAUCGACACCAUCGAAAGAGAUAGUACCAGAUUUAAAAUACAAUUUUACGAAUUCUGCAGAUAGUACAACCUUAGUGCAGCCAACAACUUCGUUUGAAGAAUUAGCUAAAAAUAAGGUGCUUUCUUUAACGUACGAAUUAAAACAAAUUUCUCAUGAAUCAGAUCAUUUGAUUGCAUCAAUACUCAUUACAAAUAAUUGUCAAAAGCUUGUGAAAGAAUUAAUAUUUGAAGUUCCGGAUACGCCUUCACUGAGAUUAAUGAAAAAUGUUGGAGAUGAAUUUGGAAUAAAACUGCCUUUCCAACUGCCUCCUGAAACUAGCAAAGAAACACAAUUUACUAUUUUAAUCUCAGAUGAUACAUUUGCUCAGACGUUAAGGGGCACGCUUACGUAUAUGUUAGAAAACAAGGAAAAUACAAUUCAGGAAAAACUUGAUUUUAGUAUGCGUUUAACAUGCAGUAAAUUCAUGGUUGGUUAUCUUCCACAUAAGGAUAUACUAACAGAAUUACUUAAAAGUCGUCAGUUCAUUUGCAAAAAUAGACGUCUUAGAAAAUUAGUUGCUUUCUCUGAAAAUUUUGAUGUUAUUUUAAAUGCAAUUUGUAGCAAGUGCAAUCUCAUAUUAGUGGAACAAAUUUAUGAUACUGCAUCCUUGUAUGGACAUUCUCUCAAAGGACAUCACGUGUGCCUUUUAUUAAAGUAUGAUAAAUUUAAACAUACUUUCUUACUCGAAGGUAAAGGUGACAGUGACACGUUACUGUCUGAAAUUGCUGAUGAAGUGUUAGAAAUCAUUGAUGCUCAUCAAAUGAUAAAGUGAAGUGUUUAUAUUUUAUGAUUCCUAUUCUUAUUCAUUGCAACCAUGUCCAUUAUAUUAUUCAACAGCAAAAUGAACACUUUACAGAAUUCAUUACAUAUGAAGUAAUAGUUAUAGAAAACUUAUCUGUAAACUUAUUAAAUAUUUUCAGAAAAAAAUUUUAUUUAAACUUUACA
Megachile rotundata (alfalfa leafcutting bee) is the source of this 3974-nucleotide messenger RNA. RefSeq names its product adaptor-related protein complex 3, delta 1 subunit-like garnet (gene garnet). Gene Ontology annotation, cellular component: membrane coat; terminal bouton; presynaptic endosome. The record is from RefSeq and is a predicted model, not a curated record. Lineage: Eukaryota; Metazoa; Arthropoda; Insecta; Hymenoptera; Megachilidae. Gene Ontology annotation, biological process: Golgi to vacuole transport; synaptic vesicle membrane organization; synaptic vesicle budding from endosome.